This is a messenger RNA of Entelurus aequoreus (snake pipefish), 6168 nucleotides long. It is a transcript of the gene mylk4b, whose product is annotated as myosin light chain kinase family, member 4b. Bases 206 to 1990 code for a protein of 594 amino acids. Gene Ontology annotation, biological process: protein phosphorylation; positive regulation of apoptotic process; intracellular signal transduction. Gene Ontology annotation, cellular component: nucleus; cytoplasm. The record is from RefSeq and is a predicted model, not a curated record. NCBI's taxonomy places the organism in Eukaryota, Metazoa, Chordata, Actinopteri, Syngnathiformes, Syngnathidae. Gene Ontology annotation, molecular function: protein serine/threonine kinase activity; ATP binding. The transcript has 15 exons.
CCGUCCUUUUCCCUAGACAUCUGUGGCUCCCACUGCAGAGUGUCACAAGCAGCUAGACUUUUUCCUCGGAUCUGUCUAAUAGACACACUGGAUGAAUUAGCCUACAGCGACUUGGUGUAAGUAUUGUGUUAGAGUAAACGCAAGAUCCAAAAGAAAGCCUAUUUAAAGCUUGAGAAGAAAACGGAGGAGGGUCUCCAUUACACCCAUGAGAGACAUGGGAGGAAAUGAGAAGAAGAUUCUGGUGAUAGCCAAUGUGCCCAGUUACGAAAGGUCAGACAAGAAGAUUUCUUGUGAGGAGUCUGGAAAGACGAAUGGAAAUAUGCCAACAUCAGCUGUACCUCCCCCCAUACCCAUGUCUCCCAUUGUUGAGAAGAUGGAGGGGCUGAAGGCUAUUCGCAACCGUAGCAACAGUCUUCGUUUUGGACGGCUGGCCUUCUACAGACACCUGGAGAAAGUGGGAACCAUGCGCUGCUUUUGGGAACUAAAACACAUCGAGUUGGAAGGAGGCAAUCAACAGGACACCAAGAAUGAAGGCAAACUGAAAUUUAAGAGUCUGGAGGCCCAGACGAAGAAGAGAUCCCUGGAAACAUCAGACUCACUGUUGGGGCUGCCAAGGCAGGUUGACAAAAUCAACAAAAAGAAUGUAUCAGCGACGCAGAGUGGAGAAGACACUGAAGACUCAGAGGAAGACUCAAAAUUAGAUAAUAAAUCAACAGACUUAGUCCCAGAAAAAAAUGGUGACAUGGUAGACGUGUCAUCUCAAGCCCCAAGUAAUUAUAAAGACAAUUCUACAAAGACUGAAAAUAUGUUUCUCUUCAAACAAGAGAGUAGCUCUGAAGAUGUUGGUGAUGUGGCAUCCUGCAGCAAACGUCGUGUCACAGAAGAAAGCCUGGUAAAGGACGAUCUUAAAAAAAGUCGUGUGGAAGACAUUCAAAAUAAAGAGGCUGAUGAACUGGUGUUGGUAGGAGAAAAGCCACAACACAUUGACUCUGAUGCAGUAAAAACAGAGGUGGAACAAGAAAGAAACAAUGAGGAAUCUGAUGUCGUCAAAUUCUUCAUCGACUCAAGUCCUCCACCAACUGCACCAUUUGACCAUCGCAUAGUGACUCCCAAACCUCAUCAAAUAGCCACCUACUAUUCCAUCAACAAAGAAGAAGUCCUAGGAGGAGGACGUUUUGGACAGGUCCACAAGUGUGUUGAGAACUCAUCUGGCCUGACAUUGGCAGCCAAGAUCAUCCGGGCAAAGAGCCAGAAAGAAAAGGAUUUGGUGAGGAAUGAAAUCCAGGUAAUGAACCAGCUAAACCACUCCAACCUCAUCCAACUGUAUGCAGCCUUUGAGUCCCGCCAUGACAUCAUCCUGGUCAUGGAGUAUGUUGAAGGGGGAGAGUUGUUUGACCGCAUCAUUGAUGAGAACUGUAACCUGACUGAGUUUGACACAGUGCUGUUUAUACGCCAGAUCUGUGAGGGACUGCAGUACAUGCACAAAAUGUACAUACUCCACCUUGACCUUAAGCCUGAGAACAUCCUAUGUGUCAGCAGGGCUACAAACAAGAUAAAAAUAAUUGAUUUUGGUCUUGCCAGGAGGUACAGACCGAGAGAGAAGCUGAAGGUCAACUUUGGAACACCUGAAUUUCUGGCACCUGAAGUCAUCAACUAUGAGUUUGUUUCAUUCCCAACAGACAUGUGGAGCCUUGGUGUCAUCACUUAUAUGCUACUUAGUGGCUUGUCUCCUUUUUUGGGUGAUGAUGACAACGAGACUCUAAACAACAUUCUGGCUUGUCAGUGGAACUUCGAGGAAGAGGAGUUUACUGAUGUUUCUGAUGAGGCCAAAGACUUCAUCACUCGUUUGCUGGUAAAAAGCAAAAGCUGGAGGAUGGGUGCUGCAGAGUCUCUCAGACACCCGUGGCUGUCAGAUCAGAGUUUGCACUACAAGUUAAAUUUGAAGAAAAACAAGUGUCAGGCCAGACGUGCACCCUCUGUAGAGUGCUAGACAGAAACAUUGUUAAGCCGUCAGCAUGGCUUUUGACAAUGUAGGGCCCUGAUGCCCAACACUGGACCAAUGCUGCUCUACCUGUAUGGCUACUGGAUAUCAACUGUACUCACUGCCUAGCAUCCCCACAUAGACUUGAAAUAGAUGCUCUUAUCUCUGAUUUGUAGCAGGGUUUUUGCUCUUAUCUCUGAUUUGUAGCCGGGUUUUUACAAACACAGAACAAAAGAAAUGUUGUCGUUUUAUCAUCUUAGUUGUAAUACAAACAGUGUAUUGUGCUAAAAAGUCUCCAACCGCUUAGUACCGUCAAAGAAAAAAUAUAUAUAAAAAAAAAAUAAAAUAAAAAAAAUAAAGAAAAAAUAUAUAUAAACAUUUAUAUAUUUGUAUUUUACUUUGACAUCACUUAAGGUCAAUGUUGGACAUGUUUAAUCACUACAAGCAGGUGCAAGUACGAAAAAUAAUUAACAAGCUUUCUCAGUGGGAAUGGUGAAAAUACUUCACACACACAAAUACUAAGGUUAAGGUCAAGAAAGCAACCAAGGUCUACCAGAGGUCUGUGGGAAUGUGAGCCAGUCCGUGGGCUCCAAAAGUUUGGAGACCACUGCACAAUAUGGUUGUUCAAACUGAAGCCACAAUUUGUGUUGUGACAUAAUUAAGCAGCUGCUGAGAUAUUACAUUACCGUACAUUGUAACUAUCAAUUGAAUAUUACUUCAAAGACAAAAUAUAAAAGUCAGGAGGAUCGCUGAACAAUGGAAUCCUGAGUCCUUUCUAAGCAAUGACAGCAUCUAUCAUUUUACUUGAUAAUUGGUGUAGUUUACUGAUUUCUUGCAUGCAUGACACCUUUUACCUUGUAGUGUCUAAGUGGUUCUCAAACACUUUUCAACAAGUACCACCUAGGAAAAUAAUUGGCUGUCCAUGUAUCACCACAUUGACAAACAUUCAAAUAUCGUGGCCGAGUACGGCUAAGUAUUUAUGAAAAACAAGGCAGAGGUUUUAUUUAACAAGCAUAUUUAAUAUUUUUGGCCAGUGUAACAGUAGACACAGUUUGAACAAUAACACUGUGUUUGAAUUUAGGAAAAUAAAACAUUGUACUUUAAUCAAGUGAUUAUUUGGCGUACCAUUAGAUGAAACGUACCACAGUUUGAGAAUCCUAACUCUAAGGUUUAGCAAACACAUUGAAUGCUACUAAUUGAAUUGCAUUUUUUGAGAAUACGUGUUACUUUUUUUGUGUUUAUGUUCAAGUCUUUUGUAAAACUAUUAUUUUGCCCAGAUUAUAGAAGUAAACAUAGAUCUUGGUUUAUGACACCGUUAACUUUGCACAUGCAUUUUACCCUUUAAAAUAAAUGAAACUAUGCCAAUAACUAGAUAGCUCCUGGUUCAUGUUAUAUACAGCACACAUUUAUGGUAUUUUUGUAUUUGUUGCUGUUUACUUUCAUACAGCCAUUUAACCUUUGCUUAAGCAGCCUGGAGUAGGUAAACCCCUCACCUUCCAUGAAGGCAUAAUGGAGAAUGCAAUACUACCUACAUGAAUGUUUCAUGUUUUUGACUGGUGUUUAUGUUCAUUUAUGUAUUGUUUUAACACCAAACUGUACUUGAAGUGCAUUACUUUAUUCGGUAUAUUUUUCACAGGGGUCAGACAAGAUUCCUUCCAUUUCUGCACAUCCUUACUGAGUUUGAUUAAAUGGUGACCAGUUCAGAGACAUUGACUGUAGUACUGUCAUUGAUUUAUAAAGGAUGUAAUUGUUAUUAGUUGGAUGAUUUUGAAUCUGGUAAACGGACGUCCUGGACAUACAAAACCCAAAACCAGUAAAUUUGGCACAUUGUGUAAAUCUUAAUAAAAACAGAAUACAAUGAUUUGCAAAUCCUUUUCAAGUUAUAUUCAAUUGAAUAGACUGCAAAGACAAGAUACUAAUGUUCAAACUGGAAAACUUUGUUAUUUUUUGCAAAUAUUCGCUCAUUUGGAAUUUGAUGCCUGCGACAUGUUUCAAAAAAGCUGGCACUGUCACACUGUGGUGAGGGAAGUCCUGUUUUGGGGUUGUCUGGCGUACUUCCUGUUUUAUGUUGAAAGUCUAACCCUCCUCUCGUUACAGGCAACUUGCUCUUCCUCCUGUGUCACUGGUCUGAUGUCUUUCCUGAUUGCCUGAUUGUGCCCACCUGUGUCACCCUCCAUGUGUGUGUGUAUAUAGCCCUUAUCUUCUCCUGUCUUGUUGCCAGAGUAUAUUGUCUUGUUGUGUACCGCCAGCCGUCUUACACAGCCUUGUCCAAGUUGUUAAGUAUUGCCUCGCUUUAUUCCUUAAUUUCUUUGUACCCUCUGAAGAAGAGUGAUUUUGAGUUGCUAAAGUUUUUUGGUCAGUUUUUUUGAGCUAGUGCUCUGCCUUCUUUUUUCCUUCCUCUUGGAGCCAGGAGCGCUUUAAUCUGUAGUUUCUUUAGCCCUUUAUAGUGUAGUUUGCUUAAAGCUUUUUGUAUCCUCUUUGUGAGCGAUUUUCUUUUGGUGUAGUCAAUCAUAGAUUGUUGUUUUUUUUAAAUUAUUAGAUCCGUGUAGAUUUCACAAUCACCUUUUUUCCUCCCUCGGGAGUGAUUUUUCGUUUAUUGUUUUUUGUGCUACGUUUCCUUUUGACUCUAGUGUGUCUAGUAUAGAGUUUCUAGCCAUUUGUUUAUUCACUCUAUCUGAAGAGAGUUCUCAGAAACUGUUGAAUAAAAGCCUGCGUCAAUCGUUUCCCGUCUGCAACUGAGUCCUCAUUUUUGCCAAUGCCUAACAGCACAAGUGGCAAAAAAGACUGAGAAAGUUGAGGAAUGCUCAUCAAACACUUAUUUGGAACAUCCCACAGGUGAACAGGCUAAUUGGGAACAGGUGGGUGCCAUGAUUGGGUAUAAAAGCAGCUUCCAUUAAAUGCUCUGUCAUUCACAAACAAUAAUGGGGCGAGGGUCACCACUUUGUGAAGAAAUGCGUGAGCAAAUUGUCGAACACUUUAAGAACAUUUCUCAACUAGCUAUUGCAAGGAAUUUAGGGAUUUCACCAUCUACGGUCUGUAAUAUCGUCAUAAGGUUCGGAGAAUCUAGAGAAAUCACUGCACGUAAGCGAUGAUAUUACAGACCUUCGAUCCCUCAGGCGGUACUGCAUCAAAAGCCGACAUCAGUGUGUAAAGGAUAUGACCGCAUGGGCUCAGGAACACUUAAGAAAACCACUGUCAGUAACUACAGUUCGUUGCUACAUCUGUAAGUGCAAGUUAAAAUUCUACUAUGCAAAAUGAAAGCCAUUUAUCAACAACACCCAGAAACGCUGCCGGCUUCGCUGGGCCUGAGCUCAUCUAAGAUGGACUGAUGCAAAGUGUAAAAGUGUUCUGUGGUGUGAUGACUCCACAUUUCAAAUUGUUUUGGGAAACUGUGGAUGUCGUGUCCUCCGGAACAAAGAGGAAAAUAACUAUUCGGAUUGUUAUAGGCACAAAAGCCUGAAUCUGCAAUGGUAAGGGGGUGUAUUAGUGCCCAAGACAUGGGUAACUUACACAUAUGUGAAGGCACCAUUAAUGCUGAAAGGUACAUACAGGUUUUGGAGCAACAUAUGUUGCCAUCCAAGCAACGUUAUCAUGGCAUUUCAGCAAGACAAUGCUAAGCGACGUGUUACAACAGCGUGGCUUCAUAGUAAAAGAGUGCAGGUACUAGAUUGGCCUGCCUGUAGUCCAGACCUGUCUCCCAUUGAAAAUGUGUGGCGCAAUAUGAAGCGUAAAAUACCACAACGGAGACCACGGACUGUUUUACUUAAGCUGUACAUCAAGCAAGAAUGGUAAAGAAUGCCACUUGAAAACCUUCAAAAAUUGGUCUCCUCAGUUCCCAAACAUUUACUGAGUGUUGUUAAAAGGAAAAGAUUAUAAAAAUGCCCUUGUACCAACUUUUUUGUAAUGUGUUGCUGCCAUUAAAUUGUAAGUUAAUGAUUAUUUGCAAAAAAAAUUUAGUGUUUUUAGUUUGACCAUUAAAUAUCUUGUCUUUGCAUUCUAUUUAAUUUAAUAGAAGUUGAAAAGGAUUUGCAAAUCAUUGUAUUCUGUUUUUAUUUACGAAUUACACAACGUGCCAACUUCACUGGUUUUGGGUUUUGCAAUUUUUUCCUCUUAUUGGUUUGGAGUUUUGGAUGACUUGUUUUCCCCAAUACACCUUUGUGUGAUGGAAUGUUUGUAAAGUUGUUUGC